This is a messenger RNA of Megalops cyprinoides (Indo-Pacific tarpon), 1320 nucleotides long. RefSeq names its product acidic mammalian chitinase-like. The transcript has 8 exons. The record is from RefSeq and is a predicted model, not a curated record. The coding region runs from base 118 to 1320 and encodes 400 amino acids. Gene Ontology annotation, biological process: chitin catabolic process; carbohydrate metabolic process. Lineage: Eukaryota; Metazoa; Chordata; Actinopteri; Elopiformes; Megalopidae. Gene Ontology annotation, cellular component: extracellular region. Gene Ontology annotation, molecular function: chitinase activity; chitin binding.
UACAUCCUGUCUUGUUACUUCACCAACUGGGGGCAGUACAGACCAGGAGCUGGGAAAUACUUCCCCACUGAUAUUGACCCAUGCCUUUGUGACCACCUGAUCUAUGCCUUUGCCGGCAUGAACAACAAUGAGAUCCAGACCUACGAGUGGGACGAUGUGAAGCUCUAUGGCCAGUUCCAGGCUCUGAAGAACCAGUUCAGUGCCAUGGUCUCCAGCUCUGCCACCCGUCAGACCUUCAUCACCUCCGUCAUCAAGUUCCUGAGGCAGUACCAGUUCGAUGGUCUGGACAUUGACUGGGAAUACCCUGGCUCCAGGGGCAGCCCUCCUCAGGACAAGCAGCUCUUCACCACCUUGGUGCAGGAAUUGAUGGCUGCAUUCGAGGCUGAGGGCAAGCAGACCAACCGCCCUCGUCUCAUGCUGACAGCUGCUGUGUCUGGUGGCAAAGGCACUAUUGACUCUGGCUACCAGAUUGCUCAGAUUGGACAGGUCCUGGACUACUUCCAUGUCAUGACCUAUGACUUCCAUGGCUCCUGGGAGCACAACACUGGUGAGAACAGCCCCCUGUACAGAGGACCUGCUGACCAGGGUGAUCUCAUUUACUUCAAUGUGGACUAUGCCAUGAAGUACUGGAAGAGCAAUGGUGCCCCUGCUGAGAAACUGCUGGUUGGAUUCCCCACCUACGGACACACCUUCAAACUGGCCAGCUCCUCCAACACUGGGGUGGGAGCCCCAUCUGCUGGCCCUGGACCUGCUGGACCCUACACUAGACAGACUGGUUUCUGGGCUUACUAUGAGAUCUGCACCUUCCUGAAGCAGGGUGCCACUCAGGCCUGGGACUCUGCCCAGGAUGUCCCCUAUGCCUACAACAGCCAGAACGUCUGGGUCGGCUACGACAAUGUGAAGAGCUUCCAGGUCAAGGCAAGUUGGCUGAAGCAGAACCAGUUUGGAGGUGCCAUGGUGUGGAGUCUGGACCUGGAUGAUUUCAGCGGGACCUUCUGCGGCCAGGGCAGAUACCCUCUGAUCAAUACCCUGAAGAGUGGCCUGGGAACCGGCCAGGGUGAGUCUAUCUGCUGCAGUGCUCGCACCGACCCCCUGCCUCCCGUCACCCAGGCCCCUCCUGCGCCUCCCCAGCCCCAGCCUGGUGGUGGAGGAAGCAGCAGUGGAGGAAGUGGUUUCUGUGCUGGAAAGGCCAACGGAGUCUACCCUGACCCCACCAACAAGAACCACUUCUACAUGUGCAACCAGGGCCAGACCUAUGUGAAGAACUGUGCUGCUGGCCUGGUCUUUGACCCCAGCUGCUCCUGCUGCACUUGGGCCUAA